GCCAAAUAUUCAGGUCAAAGUAUUCUUCUAUACAAUUGAGGGUUGUCCGGGGCUUCAUACUACAGCUAGGAGUUCUUGUGGCUCUGGUAACGAGGGUUUCCAUUAGUUCUGACGUCUUAGCUUGUCCACACGAGCACUUUUUUCUCCGAAGGGCAGCGCUUCAGGAAAAACCUCAACAACUUUUUUUUUUUUCCCUCACCCUCUCCUCUUCCUUCCUCCUUCAAAGACAACCACGUCUUACAUCUUCUCUCCUUCUCUCCUCUCCCAUCCUCUCCAUCGAUACCUAUUACCUCUCUAAUUUUCACAUCGCAAUGGCUGCUCCUAUGAGAAUUGGCGCCCUCGCCCUGAGGAAUUCUCUGUCUGCUUCAACUUCCUUCGGCAUUAAAAGAGCUGGUUUCCGCUACUAUUCAUCCGUUAAGCCCAAGGUUCGUUGUUGUUAUGUUCCACUCGGCGGGCUUACGCUAACCCAGCAACCUUAUUUAGACUCUCAAAGAGACUUUUGCUGCGAAGAUCCCUGAGGAGAUCGAGAAGAUCACGAAGCUGAAGAAGUAUGUCGGAGUUGCUCAUUUUUCGAGUUGUUAGUUUCUGACAUAAUUUGCAGGGAGCACGGUUCCAAGGUCCUUGGUGAGGUUACUCUGGACCAGGUCUAUGGUGGUGCUCGAGGUAUCAAGGCUCUUGUAUGGGAGGUAUGUGCUAUCUGCAUCUUGUCUUUCGAGGUGUUGAUGGGAUGGCUGGUAUCUAAUACAUUCCCAGGGUUCCGUCCUUGACGCCGAGGAGGGAAUUAGGUUUAGAGGGAAGACCGUAGGUUCCUCUUUACAAGAGCCUCCGGGCCGUUUGAUAUAAUCUAAAUUUCCCUGGCAGAUCCCCGAAUGCCAGGCCGUUCUCCCUAAGGCACCUGGUGGAGAGGAGCCACUUCCCGAGAGUUUGCUCCCCCUCCAUACCCGCCAUUUUAUGUUCAACCGCUGAUGUUUUACUAGGUAUCUUCUGGUUGCUUUUGACUGGAGAAGUCCCUACUGAGCAGCAGGUUCGCGAGCUCUCCGCCGAGUGGGCUGCCCGUUCUUCUGUCCCCAAGUUUGUUGAGGAACUUAUCGACCGAUGCCCCAACACUCUCCACCCAAUGGCGCAAUUCUCUCUUGCCGUGACUGCUCUCGAGCACGAGUCCCAGUUCGCAAAGGCAUAUGCCAAGGGUCUUAACAAGAAGGAAUACUGGAAUUACACCUUUGAGGAUUCCAUGGAUUUGAUUGCCAAGCUUCCUACUAUCGCUGCUAAGAUCUACCGCAACGUCUUCAAGGAUGGAAAGGUCGUUCCUAUUCAGGCGGAUAAGGAUUACGGUUUCAACUUGGCCAACCAGCUUGGCUUCGGAGACAACAAGGACUUUGUUGAUCUCAUGAGGUUGUACCUUGUUAUCCACUCCGAUCACGUAUGUACUCACAAAGCAUCUGCAGGAUAUCUAAGCUCUUACUAACUCCCCCUAUAGGAGGGUGGUAAUGUCUCUGCCCACACCACCCACUUAGUUGGAUCGACUCUUAGCUCUCCAUACUUGUCGCUCGCAGCUGGUUUGAAUGGCCUUGCUGGCCCUCUUCACGGAUUGGCCAACCAGGAAGUUCUUAACUGGCUCACCGAGAUGAAGAAGAAAGUUGGUGACGAUCUAAGUGACAAGUCCAUCAAGGGCUACUUGUGGGACACCUUGAAUGCUGGUCGUGUCGUUCCCGGAUACGGCCACGCCGUCUUGAGAAAGACCGAUCCCCGUUACAUGUCCCAGCGCGAGUUCGCUCUCAAGAAACUUCCCGAGGACCCAAUGUUCAAGCUGGUCAGCCAGGUCUACAACAUUGCUCCCGGUGUCCUCACUGAGCAUGGAAAGACCAAGAACCCCUAUCCCAAUGUUGACGCUGUAAGUUUCUGAAUAGUCCUAUAGUUUCCUUUUGAUAUUGACAAAUUUCUCCAGCACUCUGGUGUCUUGCUUCAGUACUACGGACUCACUCAGGCCAACUACUACACUGUUCUCUUCGGUGUUUCCCGUGCAUUGGGUGUCCUUCCUCAACUCAUCAUUGAUCGCGCUGUGGGGGCCCCUAUCGAGAGACCCAAAUCCUUCAGCACCGAGAAGUACGCUCAGUUGGUUGGUGCCAAACUUUAAGUGGUUCCAUCAGAAUAGCGAUGCAAAGGUAGAAAAAACUAGCGUGUUUCGUUUCUUGUAUUGCGUCUAGAAAAAAUCAUUUCCUCAAAGGGUGUAAUCAUAGGGCUUAUGUGGUGAUGACUCUUGUUUUCUAUGGGCUUGAAGGGUUUUGCUUUGUUGGAAAAAUAGAAGUGUGGGGUUUUUUUUGGAUUAUAUAUCAAUGAGCUGUUUGAAACAGAUAUUAUGAUCUCCUCUCAAAAUAAUUAUAAAUUAAAAUAUAUCGGUAAUUUUUGAAAUUUUCUUUUUUUGGAUGAAGGGGGUCGUUGGAAGGGGGUGGUUUGUUGCUGAGUUGGUGAACUGGAGUGUUAGUUAGAGAGUGGCACCAAGACUUGCCCUGACCUGACAGCCGCAGUCUCACGGAAACUUCCUGUGCACGGACCAACCGAAUAAUUUCUACCCAUCAUCCAAACGAAUCAGCAACUUCCCCCCACCGAGAAAUCACGACCAUGGCAACGGCAAUGUCAACGAUCGUCAAACUCGUCCCGACAAAAGCCCUCCCGCCGAGAGAACGUCUCCAAGAGCUAGCCAAAGUCCUGCCUCCCCCUUUCCCUCCGCUCUUCUCCCCCUCCCCCCCUCUUCUGACUCAACCACCAUCACAACCCGCACUAACCCACCCGUAGACAUCAGCCCGCAUAUUCUCCACAACCUACAACCCGCAAAACCUACGCACAGGCAAUCGCGUACUACGCGAGCGUCUGAGGGGCCCGACCCUGCUGGACUACUACCUCCCCGGCCGACGCUUCGGCAUCCCGGACCUGCGACGACACUUCCCCAUGCUGAGCUUCGUGGACGAGGAGGAGCGGCAGCGACUGCAGGACGUCCAGAGCAAGAAGGCUCGCGGCAAGGGCGCGCCGAAGAAGAAGAGGGAGGGCAACGAUAAGAAGAAGAAGAAGGCUAAGGUCGUAGGGGGGGGUGGUGAGGGGUACGUUCGGGCCAAGCUUUAGAUUUUUGGGAAGGCGAGAUUUGGCGGAGAGGGGAGAAGGAGAGGUUGUAUUAUAUCACGGGGCUUUUUUUUUAAAUAUAGAGAGAAUUGUAUGAUACGAUGUUUUGCUCGUCGUAUACAAUAUCUAUCCGGUAUCAUACUUGGAUAUUACAUGAUGGUGAAG
Tuber aestivum (summer truffle) is the source of this 3279-nucleotide messenger RNA. NCBI's taxonomy places the organism in Eukaryota, Fungi, Ascomycota, Pezizomycetes, Pezizales, Tuberaceae. The record is from the annotation of a GenBank genome assembly.